Molecule: messenger RNA, 636 nt
Organism: Suillus paluster
Lineage: Eukaryota; Fungi; Basidiomycota; Agaricomycetes; Boletales; Suillaceae
Product: Emopamil-binding protein
Exons: 6
Coding region: 1-636 (211 amino acids)
Biological process (GO): sterol metabolic process
Cellular component (GO): endoplasmic reticulum; membrane
Molecular function (GO): cholestenol delta-isomerase activity
Source: RefSeq, a predicted model, not a curated record
AUGACGUCCAAUAGCCCGGAGAUAUUCACCGCAACCUCAGCGUAUUCUCUAGCUGGGGUGGCUGCCAUGGCCUUCGUUGCCACCACUGGCGCAAAGGUUUUACUGCCGAAGAACGCGCGCUGGCAGGAUUCGUUUACCUUCAUCUGGCUGGCAUUUGACGCAUUGAUUCACUUCUCUUUCGAGGGAUCAUUCCUCUAUCUCUCGACCUUCGGCAGGACCGUGAACUCCAGUGUGGGACCAUUUGCUGAACUGUGGAAGGAGUAUACCCGUGCAGAUGCACGAUGGGGCGUUUCUGACCCCACUGUUGUCUCCCUAGAGAUUUUGACGGUACUAGGUGCAGCACCUAUGUGCUGCUACAUCAUAAGGCAAAUUGUCAAGGAUGACCCUGCCCGUCACUAUUGGAUUAUUGUCCUGAGCACUGCUGAGCUGUACGGCGGAUGGAUGACAUUCUGUCCGGAAUGGUUGACGGGCAGCCCAAGUUUGGAUACUUCCAACCCGCUCUACCUCUGGGUUUAUCUUGUCUUCAUGAACGUCAUCUGGGUUGCCAUUCCUCUCUGGUUGAUGUGGGAUUCCUAUGGGCACAUUGCUGGAUCACUGCGCUAUGCGCAGGCGGUCAUCAAGGCCAAAAAGAACUAA